This is a messenger RNA of Ilex paraguariensis (yerba mate), 2020 nucleotides long. The record is from the annotation of a GenBank genome assembly. Lineage: Eukaryota; Viridiplantae; Streptophyta; Magnoliopsida; Aquifoliales; Aquifoliaceae.
UAGUACAAACCUACAACCAAAAAGAGAUUUUGCAUAUCUCUUUACCAUUCCUUCGAGUUUGAUUGGAUGUUCUGAUAAGGGUCAUGACUUGGGUAAUGAUCCUACUAAUAUCUCUAAUGGUUCUCCUGUUCCUUCUGCUUCAACUUGUCGCCCAGCCAAGAAGGUGGUGUUUAACAAUGGAGAGCCCGGGAUGUAUUGGUCUGAGGCUGAGACUAUGGAGCUCUCGAAAGGUUUUCAACAAACCCUAAUCGGUAAAUGUGCACAUGGUAAACCUUCGCUUGGUGUGAUUCGUGAGUUUAUUACUACGAGAUGGCUACCUAAAGGGAAUUUUUCGGUUGGUAUUCUAGAUCCCAGAUAUGUAUUGAUUAGGUUUGAACUAUAUGAAGAUUAUGUGAAAACCUGGUUAAAGGACAUGGCCUAUAUUGAGGGCUUUCUAUUCCGUUUUUUCAAAUGGUUUCCGGAAUUCUUGCCAGGAAUUGAACCACCAGUGGUUCCGAUUUGGGUGUCAUUACCUGGUCUGCCAAUUCACCUUUUAAUUGUGAUAGUUUGCAUGAUAUUCUAAACCCAAUUGGGAAAAUUCUAGUGAUAGAUAAUUCUACCUUACAGUUGAUUAGGCCGAGAGUGGCUAGGGCUUGUGUUGAGGUUUAACCUAUUGGCUGAUAAUCCUUCCAGAUUUUGGUUGGAUUUGGGGGGUACAAGUGGUCGAUGGCAGAAAAUUAUAUAUGAAAAAAGAGUUAAAUAUUGUAAAAAGUGUUUGAAGCAGGGUCAUAUAGACUUGGAUUGUAGAAGGAAGGUAUUGGGGAAGGGAGACAAAGAUGAUGGUAAGGAAGGUGAUGAUGUAAAGGGUAAAAAGUCUGUUGUUACAGAGACUCAAAAAGAGAUGUAUGGGGGUAAGAAUGAUAGAGAAUGGCAGAUUGUGAAAGGGAAGAGUGUUGUUCCUCGUAAGGGCAGUGUUUUGAAAAGCUCGCCCAAGCGAGAAGCGAGGCGAGGCGAGGUGAGCUUAUCUCGCCUGGAGGACCCCAGGCAAAGUGAACGUGAGCGAAAUGAUAAUGCUCAACAGAAGCAGAGUAUUAUUGCAGAGAAAGAUAAUGUUAGCUCUGGUAAUGAGGGAGAUUUGUCUAAGAAGUCAAAUGAACUAGAGGGGGAGGCUGUGGAGUUGAGGAAAUUAUUGAAGAUUGCAGAGAAGGUUGUGGAGGAAGGAAAUGUGUUUGAUACAGACUAUAUGGUUGGAGGUGUUGUGUCUGAAGGGGUGCCUUGUGUUUCUUCGGGGCUAGCAAAUGAUUCUUUGAUACAAAAUGUUGAGGUGGGUUCUCUGGAUCCUCAAUGGGAUAAGACUGGUUCGCUAAAUAGGACUCAGAUUGUUAACAGGGGCUUGGCCCUAGUGAGUGAUUUGAAUAUGGUAAGGGGACAGGAAGAUUUUCAAGAAGGUAUUUAUGGGAAUGUGCGUGGAGGCAAUGAACAUUGUGGUUUUAAUAAGCUGAUUUCUCUUUCUGGAAUUUCCUUUUGUGUGGAGAGAUUUGCUACUAGAAGUGGUGCCUCUGUCACUCUUAAUGAUGACAGAGGAUUAUUUAGAAAUCGAGAACCUCCUGGCAAGGGGUAUUGUUCUGAUACAGAAAGUACAAUGAGAAGUAAAGAGAUGAUGCAAAGAGUGGUAGCAAAUAGUGAGGGGUCUGAUGACUCUAACGCAGUCUCUAUUGAAUUCUCUUCUGCAGAGGUGGAAAAUAGGCCGAGGCUGGGGGGGAAUGAUCUAUCUGUUCUUCAUGAUUAAUUUAUUAACAUGGGGGUGGUUUUGGAGAGAGUUUGACUGGCUUUUCAGUUAGUCAGAUGCUCAAGAAGAUUAAGGAUUUUGUGUUAGGAUGGAUGUUUUUGACUGUCUGUUCGGACUGGCAGGUUUAGUUGAUCCCUGUUUGGGGUCUGUUUGUGAAUGUUUGUCCAGUUGGAUUGGAAUUUGAAUGGGUUACUUCUAGAAGUUUUGGGGUCGGUUGGUGUUUUGCAGAUUUCUAAGUAUUUAAAGAGAAGG